This is a messenger RNA of Funneliformis mosseae, 261 nucleotides long. NCBI's taxonomy places the organism in Eukaryota, Fungi, Glomeromycota, Glomeromycetes, Glomerales, Glomeraceae. The record is from the annotation of a GenBank genome assembly.
AUGUACGAAAAUAAAAAUACUGUACGUCAUUAUGAACAUGGAUGGAGAAGUAUGAAAACCAGGGUUAACGGUCAGGAGAGUCUUCCAGGUUUCGCCUUGGAUGUUGAAAUGAUUGAAGAAGCUAUUUCGCAACAAGACUCGUGUUCAAGUUCUAAAUGCGAUGAAACCUUUUCGGUCUGGCACAUUUUCCUUAAGCAUUGUCAAAAGGAGCAUGCGCUUAAGCGACGUACCCAAACCAACGCGUUAAUUAAUAGAUUAUAA